Messenger RNA from Hipposideros armiger (great roundleaf bat), 860 nucleotides. RefSeq lists its product as uncharacterized. Gene Ontology annotation, biological process: cell surface receptor signaling pathway. The transcript has 2 exons. Lineage: Eukaryota; Metazoa; Chordata; Mammalia; Chiroptera; Hipposideridae. The coding region runs from base 16 to 789 and encodes 257 amino acids. Gene Ontology annotation, cellular component: plasma membrane. The record is from RefSeq and is a predicted model, not a curated record.
CGUGAAUUCACCUGCAUGGAGUUAAGGCCUCUCUUGGAGCCUGCUCUCCAGGUGAGUGUUAUGGGCUCCGGUAGGGCACCUGGAGAAUCCAAGACCAGAGGAGAACAAGGAGCACCUGCUCUGAGGAACAUAGACAAGCUGUGGGGAUGGCCACCUGCCCCAAACCCUGCCGGGCCCAGUCUGCACAGCCAGCUACACCUGCUCCAUAGGGAGAUGCACAGAAUGGGGGGUGGCCUGGUCCAGUGGAGCCUGCGGCAAUGGUGCAGGGUGCCUGUGGGAACCUACAAAGACAGUGACAUCACAAUGGUGACAUCACAGGCAAGCCCUCCAAACAGAGCAAAGGGAGGAACAAACUUCUGCUCUCUCACCCGAAAGACCAGAGCCCCAAGUAUGGAGAUGGCCAGCCUUACCCUGUCUGCAUCUGCCAGGGGCACCCGGCUCCUCUGCUGCGUGGCCCUCUGUCUCCUGGAGGCAGGUUCAGUGGAUGCUGGAGUCACCCAGUCCCCAACACACCUAAUCAAACGCCGUGACGGGAAGGCCGUUCUGAUAUGCCACCCCAUGUCUGGACACGAUACUGUGUCCUGGUACCAGCAGGCUCAGGGGCAGGGCCUCCAAUUCCUCAUUCAGUAUUAUGAGAAGGAGGAGAGAGAGAGAGGAAACAUCCCUGAUCGCUUCUCAGCUCAACAGUUCAACAACUACAGCUCAGAGCUGACCAUGAACAACUUGCAGCUGGAAGACUCGGCUGUGUAUCUCUGUGCCAGCAGCUUAGACACAGCCCUGCAGGGUUAAUGCCUUUCUGUACUCAAACCUUCCUGUCCCAGCUGAGGAAUCAGAGGGAGAGGGUGGGGGCCUCAGCCGAG